AGACAUAGUGACGUAGAGCGUAUGCGACAAUCGUGUAAAUCUACUACAAAGUCAAGGAAGUCAACAUAUGGACAUGGCCAUCUACAACACGCUGAUGCCGGUAAUAUCACAAGUGAUGUGAUUGAGAAAAUCAAACCGCAGUUUGAUAACUUGGAGAAGAAGUUCAAAAUGGCUUGUCGAAUGGGUGAUGCAAUUGAGGGUAAGGUUGUUGUACACGUCAAACAAAUGCUUGACACGUUCAAAGCUGAGAUGAUGGUAUCUGUCAAGGACAUGGUUGCAACAAUGUGUAAGGAGAAUGUUGAUACGCCGGGCGUGGUAUGUAAUCAACUUUUGCCAGCACCGGUAACAUUGCCUUUUACCUCGAUGGGGCCAGUUGAUGAUGUUGAUAUAAAUGCAGAAAAUAUUGCAAAUGUGCUAAGAAACAUAAGUGAUUACUCAACACCACCACGUUCAACCCCUAUUAGCCAGGACGAGAAUCUUACUCCAUCGAACAAAGGAGUUGGCGCUUCCGGCUUUGAUCGCCAACCUCCAGGAGGAGAGACAUAUGCACAAUCUGAAAAUAGCCAGAUUCGUACCUGCCAAAAUGUUUUCCAGCAACGUUUGGACGCUCAUAAGCGGCAAAGCGAAAACUUGGGCAGUGAACCUUCCUUCUCCCUUGGUUUAACUCAAGAUGAGCAUAGUUUGGGCGACGACCGUGUUGUGUCAACCGAGGUCCGGCAGCAGGAUUGUACAUCUCAAACCAAUGUGGUUGAGAACAAUGAUCAGGGUCAAGGAUCAAGGAAAAGCAAGCGGCAGAAAACUGUUCCAUCAGGUCUAGUUGCGGAUUACCAAUGUGGACGACACAUUAUGGCCCGAGUUAAAGAAGCACAGAAGUUCAGUUUUGGAACUUACGAUCAGUCUGAGAUGAGAAGGAAGUAUGGGCACCUGUGUGUCAAGUUCGGGCAGAAGUUUGUACUUAACGUUGGUGGCAUUGCUGUUUCUGCAAAAGAUAUCCGACAACUUUUAGAGAGACAACGUCUUUUAACUGCAAAGGUAAUUGAUAUUCUUCUUCGAGUUGCACGGUUCGUAAUCUCACCUAACCUACCUCCACAAGGUCCACAAAGUGCCACUUUCCUUGAUACCAAAUUUGUCCUUGCCAUUAACCGGAUUUUUCCGAAAUUUCUAAAGAGUCGAAAUAAAGAGGCAUACAAGUUUCCAAAAGGUUUGAUUGAUAUCUUUCCUUCUAAAGAUGAUCCCCAGGUUCAUCCAAUAAGGUAUUACUUUCCUUUCAAUAUUGGUAUGAAACAUUGGGUUGGUAUUUGUUUUGAUGCUCGCCUUCUCACUGUUCUCGAUUGCAAUACGAGCCUGUUCACCGAUAGAGCGGUGGAGACGUAUCUAAAAAGUGUCAUCCAGCUGUUGCCUUAUCUCGCAAGAUAUGUGGGCUUGCAGACAGAAGAAGAGCCCGUUAUGCAGUGUUAUGAUGUUGCAAGGCCUAAAUAUGUGGCACAAAAUAGAAAUCCAUGUGACUCGGGUUUAAUGGCUGUCAUAUUUAUGGCAAGGCAUGCAAUAAACGGUAUAGAUGGGUGUAAAAAUAUUUCACCUAAUUCUCUCGAAGAAGAAGCAAGGAGGGCGGCCAUUAUGGCAUAUGAGUUCAAUCAGCAGCUGUAGUUGAGGGCCGUGUUAGAGGUUUGAUGGAGAAGAAGGGAUGGUCUGACUUUGUAUGAGUUCUAUGUUUUAUAAUGUACACAUUUGGUGGCCAUGUUUCCAUAAGCAUGGUUGUGUUUCUGUCUUCUUCUAUAAGCAUCUGCCACUUUGACAACUUAAACAAU
This is a messenger RNA of Raphanus sativus (radish), 1808 nucleotides long. RefSeq lists its product as uncharacterized. Gene Ontology annotation, molecular function: cysteine-type peptidase activity. The transcript is spliced from 5 exons. Bases 22 to 1647 code for a protein of 541 amino acids. The record is from RefSeq and is a predicted model, not a curated record. Gene Ontology annotation, biological process: proteolysis. NCBI's taxonomy places the organism in Eukaryota, Viridiplantae, Streptophyta, Magnoliopsida, Brassicales, Brassicaceae.